Arctia plantaginis is the source of this 216-nucleotide messenger RNA. NCBI's taxonomy places the organism in Eukaryota, Metazoa, Arthropoda, Insecta, Lepidoptera, Erebidae. The record is from the annotation of a GenBank genome assembly.
AUGAUUGUAAAACCUCGAUUUAAGUGCGAAGAUUGCAUCAAGCCCAUAGCGCGGCGAUUAGCUUUAUUCCAAGCAAAAGACGAAUACGAGUGUUAUGCAGAAAGUUACGUAAAAUGUUUUUGGGGACUUUGCGAUCUCCAUAAAAGCGAAGAUACUUUAAUUCCCACUGCAAUUAAACAAAUAGUCACGGAACAACCAGGGAAACGCCAUUUUUAA